Medioppia subpectinata is the source of this 2850-nucleotide messenger RNA. The record is from the annotation of a GenBank genome assembly. NCBI's taxonomy places the organism in Eukaryota, Metazoa, Arthropoda, Arachnida, Sarcoptiformes, Oppiidae.
CAUUGUUCAAUAAACUUAUUAUAGUUGAAUACAAUGUUGUUUAAGGCGAUAGUGUUGGCAGCCGUGCUCAUUGUGAGCAUCGAGGGCCACCUGCGUGAUCAGGCCAAACAAAAAUACAUCGGCACAGCGAUGGCGGCGCACGCGCUGACCGACGGCGCCUACAAGACAAUGGCGGGCCAGGAGUUUAACAGCGCCUCACCCGAGAACGAGAUGAAAUGGGGUUUCCUGGAACCGAGCAAGGGCAAUUACGCGUGGGACAACGCCGACAAACUAGUCGCCUACGCCCAGGAACAUGGUAUGAAAUUCCGGGGCCACACAUUCCUGUGGCACAACCGCAUCCCGGAGUACGCCCAGAAGCUGGAGGGUAAAAAGGCCGAACUGGCCAAGGUGGUCAAGGAUCACAUCACCACGGUGGCCAAUCAUUUCAAGGGCAAAAUAUACGCCUGGGAUGUGGUCAACGAGGUCAUUGAUGGUACUAAAAUCAGGGACAGUCUGUUUAGCCGUACGCUCGGCGCCGGUUUCAUUGAGGAGGCGUUCCGUACGGCCCACGCGGCCGACCCUAACGCUAAACUAUACAUCAAUGACUUUGGCAUUGAGUCCAAGAAUUCAAAGUCUGAUUAUUUGUAUAAAUUGGUUAAGGAAUGGAAGGCUAAGGGUGUGCCCGUCCACGGGGUCGGUAUGCAGGCCCACUUCCGGGAGGGCUCAGUGCCCGCCUCUCUUCAAGAGAAUAUUAAACGGUUCUCUGAUCUGGGUUUGGAUGUUGCAAUCACCGAGCUCAAUAUUAGAUAUAAAUUACCUGGCUCGCAAGAUAAGAUUAAUAAACAGACCCAGGAUUACGCACAUGCUUUCCAGGCCUGUAUGAAUGUAGAGCGCUGUGUGGGAGUCACUGUCUGGGGCUUUACCGACAAGUAUUCAAAUAUAUUUGACCAGGGUUAUGGCGAACAGGAGUUAUGGACCAAAGACUAUAAGCCUAAGCCAGCGGUGGCUGCUGUUGACAAAGGCCAUUUGCGUGACCAGGCCAAGCACCGGUACAUUGGCACCGCCCUAUCCAAGUGGGCCAACUCCGACACAAAAUACUGGGAAAUUGCGGGCCAGGAGUUUAACUGUGGCUCACCAGAAAACGAGAUGAAAUGGGCACAAUUGGAAAGCAGCAAGGGCAAUUACAACUGGGCUGAUGCUGACAAAUUGGUCGAGUUUGCCCACAAACACAACAUGUCAUUCAGGGGCCAUACAUUUUUAUGGCACGAUCGCAUACCAGACUACGCUAUGAAAUUAGAUGGUAAAAAGUCGGAACUGAACAAGGUGGUUCAGGACCAUAUCAAAACUGUAGCAAGUCAUUUUAAGGGCAAAAUAUACGCCUGGGAUGUGGUCAAUGAAGUGCUCAAUGAGGACGGCUCUGGCAAUAAGCUCCGGGAUUCACUGUUUAGUCGUACGCUAGGCAUCGAGUUCAUUGAGCAGGCAUUCCGUACGGCACACGCCGUCGACCCAAACGCCAAACUAUACAUCAAUGACUACGGCAUUGAAGGCAAGUGUCGUAAGUCAGACGCCCUGUACUCACUUGUUAAAGGCUGGUUGGCUAAGGGGGUGCCGCUCCACGGGGUCGGUAUGCAAUCCCACUUUAGGGUGGGUGGUGUGCCCGAAACUCUACAUGAUAAUAUUAAACGCUUCGCUGAUUUAGGCAUAGAUGUGGCCAUAACUGAGCUUAAUGUGCGAAUAAAAAUGCCCCCUUCGGCUACUGAUACGGCACAACAGACAAAAGAUUAUGAACACGCUGUCAGCACCUGUAUGUCUGUGGACAGGUGUGUGGGCGUCACUGUCUGGGGCUUUACCGACAAGUAUAGCGAUGUGUUUGAUAAGGGAUACGGCGUUCAACAGUUGUGGACCGAUAAAUAUAAUCCCAAACCCGCCGUUCAGGCCAUUAGUAAAACUUUCUUCAUUAUUGGCUAUAAAAAUAAUUUAUUUAAUACAUAUGCGCAGGGCCAUUUGCGUAACCAGGCCAAGCACCGGUACAUUGGCACCGCUCUAUCCAAGUACGCCAACUCCGACACAAAAUAUUGGGAAAUUGCGGGCCAGGAGUUUAACUCAGGCUCACCUGAAAACGAGAUUAAAUGGUCACUUUUGGAAACUAGCAAGGGUAAUUACAACUGGACAGAUGCCGACAAACUGGUCGAGUUUGCCCACAAACACAACAUGUCAUUCAGGGGCCACACAUUUCUGUGGCACAAACGCAUACCAGACUACGCUAUGAAACUGGAUGGUAAAAAGUCGGAACUUGACAAGGUGGUUCAGGACCAUAUCAAAACUGUGGCAGGUCAUUUCAAGGGCAAAAUAUACGCCUGGGAUGUGGUCAAUGAGGUGCUCAAUGAGGACGGCUCCGGCAAUAAGCUCAGGGACUCACUGUUUAGCCGUACGCUAGGCGUCGAGUUCAUUGAACAGGCCUUCCAUACGGCACACGCCGUCGACCCAAACGCCAAACUAUACAUCAAUGACUACGGCAUUGAAGGGAAGUGUCGUAAGUCAGAUGCCUUGUACUCACUUGUUAAAGGCUGGUUGGCUAAAAAGGUGCCCAUCCAUGGGGUGGGUAUGCAGGCCCACUUUAGGGUGGGUGGUGUACCCGCAACUCUACAUGAUAAUAUUAAACGUUUUGCCGAUUUAGGCCUAGAUGUGGCCAUAACUGAGCUUAAUGUGCGAAUAAAAAUGCCCCCUUCAGGUACUGAUACGGCACAACAGACCAAGGAUUAUGAACACGCUGUCAGCACCUGUAUGUCUGUGGACAGGUGUGUGGGCGUCACUGUCUGGGGCUUUACCGACAAGUAUAGCGAUGUGUUUGAUAAGGGAUACGGCGUUCAA